CUUAAAUCUCUGUACAAAAUGGAUGGUAGAUAGAUGUGUGCCAUCUGAUAAAUGCGCGGAUGCGCCUUAUAAUUUGCCAUCAAGUUUAGGGAACCCCUUUUAUGGCCGCUUCCAAAUUGCUGGCUGGCUCCAUAGCACUCGUAUUACUUUCAUUCUUUGCUUCCUCAGCCAUUGGAGCAGUUUGUUUUCGGAGGAGAAAAAGGAGGCUGGGUCUUGAGGAUAAACUCCGAGAGCUUGAACAGGCCCUGAAAACAGCCUUAGAAAACUGUGCUUCUGAAAGGCGGGGCCGCAUUAGAGCUCAGCAGGCAUUGAGGGAAGAUCUGGCCAAAGCUUGUUCUAAUGAUUCAGACUUUAACUCAUAUCCUAUGACACCUAUAGCUACCGUUCAAUCAUGCUUCUCUACAAGAAAUGGAACUCCAAGACAACCUCUAUUAGUACCCCUUGCUAGAGCACGCCUAUUGUUUAAUCAAACCCGAGUUCCACCAGCUUCUCUUGAGGGUCUUGAAGGAUAUUCACAUUGCUGGAUAGUUUAUGUGUUUCAUCAAAAUACAGAUCUAGAGAAGUUAUGGAAGAACCCUUCUUGCUCGAAGUUCAAGGCAAAGGUAAGAGUGCCAAGGUUGAAAGGCGGGAGGAUGGGUGUCUUUGCAACCAGAUCUCCACAUCGUCCAUGUCCCAUUGGGCUAACAGUUGCGAAGGUGGAGUCGGUGUGUGGGGGUGCUGUUAUUCUUUCUGGCAUAGAUCUGGUUGAUGGCACUCCUGUUCUCGAUGUCAAGCCCUAUCUUCCAUACUGUGACAGCAUCGUUGGAGCUACAUUGCCUGAUUGGGUUAAGGGGGAUGAGGUGUUGGCUGUAUCUUCCAUUAACUUUUCGGAGGUUUUCUCUACUAGCCUGAGUGCUUGUUGGCCAAUAAUGGAAAAGAAAUCACUUUAUAGUUCAAGUCAUGAAUUCCAAUGCUUGAUAAGACAAGUGCUUUCAUGGGAUAUACGCUCGGUCUCUCAAAGAACCCGACCUCGCAUUUCUACGGUGAGGCCUGACGGCAUUGGGGGUGAGCACAAUCAGGAUCUGGCAAACUCCGCUGAUCUAACAAUGCCAGAAGAAAAGAAUGAAGAUGUGAACAGUACUAGUAGUGAUAACAUGUAUCACCUUAUUUUGGAGGGCUUGGACAUUUCAUACAGAAUUGACUGCAGUGGCAAUGUUCUUGUCGAGAAAGUAAACCUCCCGCCUUGCUCUAAAUCUGGUAAUGCAGUUGCUAAAAUUUUGUAAUCAGAAAUUACUUGGGGUCUAACGCAGCUGCAAUACAAGGGUUGAAAUAGUAAUUUCACUCUUUCAAUGGAUCGCAAUGACGACUAACAACUUUCGUGCAAGCUAAUGUUGAUUUAUCCCCACCUUGCAUGUUGCGUCUACAUUUAUUUUUCAUUUGUAAUGAACUGAAUAUUACUAGUAGAAAAUGAGUUCAAGUAAUGUCAUUUAUUGCAUAAAGAACCAUAAGAAUACAUAAUUUUUUUUUGACCACAGAACUAAGCACUUUUAUUAAAUCAAAAGAUCAUUCGCCAAAAGGCUUACAAUGCAAUCCGGAAUUAAACUAUAACUCCAAGCCUGAUCUGAGAUGGUAACGUGCGAUCUUGCCAAGGCAUGAGCCACAGUGCCACACGAUUCGCAGAUCGAUUACAAAAAGAGAUCAUGUAACUAUUCUUUUUUUGAAGUAAAAAUCGAAUAUCAUCAAUAAUGAGAUCUAUAUAGCUGGAUCCACCGCCUGAUUGUACACCUCUGACGAUGGCCUGCGCAUCCAUUUCAACCUCGACGUUCUCCCAUUCUGUCGCUAUAGUUGCCUGAAUUGCCUCCUGAAUUCUGAAAGCUUCUGUUUCUAUCGGGGACUAGUCCGCUCUGCAAGAGCCUCCCCCUGCCUUCAUAAAAUCGCCCUGCUCAUCCCUGGUGACCCAGACUCAAGCUCUAACUCCCCCUGUAUGAUCAACCGUUGCGUCGACGUUUAUCUUGAUACCUCUCUCCUUUGGCCUCUUCUAGCGUUAAUUCUUCUCUCUUCCUUCCAAACUUGGCUUCGCUUUGAUAUGUUGGGCAGCUCUCCAAGCCUGAAGAACACUAGCACUGCAAUUAAUGACACUUUCCGUAUUUUGCCAAUUGUUUUCCCAAACAAACUCGUUCCUCCUUUUCCAUAAACCCCAGGUCAGCAUAACAAUUUUGCACCUCCUAUCUUUAUCGGGGUCCACCAACGCCUCCUGAAGCCAGUCCUUCAGAGACAUCUCCCCACUGCCAGUAGCAAUACUAGCCGCCGACCAGACCGCAACUGCGUGCGGGCAACUCCGGAGUGCAUGGUCUGAAGAUUCGUGGUCUUGUGCACACGCUUUGCACCUGUUUAGCACCGACAUACCUCUUCGUUCCAGAUUUGCAAACCAAGGAAGAAAAUCAUCCAGGACCUACCAAAUAAAGUAUUUAAUUUUUGGAGGGACUUUAAGAUCCCAAAGUCCUUUCCAGCCGACCCAGCCCCCUCCUGUCACUCCGGGCAUCAAGGCUUUGUAGCAGCUUUUCACCGAAAACAUCCCAUUUUGCUCUUUACUCCACCAAAAUUCAUCUCUUUUGUCAUGGAUGCUAAUAGGGAUGCUGCUUAUGAUUUUACGCUCUUCCUCAUUAAAGAUAUUUGCUAUCCUCUCCAGAUUCCAUCUUGUGCCAGUAGCAUCCCUUAAAGCCGCAACAUUCAUAUCUGCAAUGUCAUUUGGUUUGGCAGAGCGUACCCUGCCAUCCCCUGGCCCUGGUAGCCAGGCGUCACCCCAAACCUUAACAUUUAUGCCAUUUCCAACUCUCUGGCGGACAUUAUUUUUUAGAACAUCUUGUGAUUCCCAUAUACUCCGCCAGAUGAAUGAAGGAUUGGUGCCAAGCUUUGCCUUUAAGAAGUUAGAGUUAGGAAAAUACCUCGCUUUUAACACCUGUCCCAUCAAGCUACCAGACUGAGAAAGGAGCCUCCAUCCCUGCUUGGCAAGCAUAGCAAUAUUAAAUUCCUUGAGUUUCCUGAAGCCCAAUCCUCCGAAACCCUUUGGCUUACACAUGAGUUCCCUUCUCCACCGAAUUCCUCGCUGAUCAAACUUAGACCCCUUCCACCAAAAUCCAUUCAUUAGUUUUUCAAUUUCAUCACAGAGAUCCCGCGGUAGUAGAAAGACAUUCAUGGCAUAUGUUGGCAUAGUCUGCACCACAUUUCUUAACAACACCGCUCUACCAGCUCGAGAUAAGAAUCUAUUGUUCCAGCUCUUGAUCCUCUGAAAUACUCGAUCGCGUAAGAAUCUGAGAAUGGCAGAUUUUCCUCGCCCUACCAGACUUGGUAGCCCGAGAUACCUCUGUUGGCCCCCUUCCUGCAUUACCCCGAAGAAAUUACAGCAGUGCUCCUUAAAAGCAUCAGUAAUGUUGUUACUAAAAGAAAAAGUAGACUUGCUGAAGUUCACCGCCUGCCCCGAGUUCUCCUCAUAAACUUGUAGUAAAUUUUUAAUAAUGAUACAUUCUUGAGCAGUGGCUCUGAAAAACAGGAAGCUAUCAUUAGCAAAGAAAAGAUGAGAAACUCGCGGUGUUCCUCUGCAGACCGCAACUCCAUGAACAUCACCUCGUUGUUCCGCUUUCAGGAUAAGAGCACUCAGGCCUUCUGCAACCAGAAUAAACAAAUAGGGAGACAAAGGGUCCCUAUGGCGUAAACCCCUUCCCGGACAGAUAGGUCCCAAAAAUUCACCAUCGAACUGAACAUAGUAAGAGACCGUCCUGACACAUUCCAUUAUCAUCUGGACCCAUCGUCCCCUGAAGCUCAUCUUAUUUAAAAUACCUUCUAGAAAACGCCAAUCCACCCUGUCAUAAGCCUUGCUGAUAUCCAGUUUAAGAGCGACAAAACCUUCUUUCCCACUGUUUUUUCUUUUUAAAUAAUGUUGGGUUUCAAAUGCCACUAUAAUAUUGUCAAUAAGAGAUCGCCCUGGCACAAAAGCACUAUGACUCUCCCCCACCAGACUACUCAGUAUACCAUUCAGCCCGUUAGCCAAAACUUUAGCAAAUAUUUUAUAAACCACAUUGCAUAAGGCUAUCGGCCGCCAAUCACCCAUGUUGUCCGGUUUGUCUUUCUUAGGUAUUAGAACUAAAUUGGUGAUGUUAAUGUUAACAGCAAGGGUACCUGAUUCAAACAUUUGAGCACAUAGCGCGGAUAUUUCAGGCCCUGCAACAUCCCAAUACGCUUGAAAGAAAGCUGGAUUCAUACCAUCCGAUCCUGGCGCCUUCCCCGGAUGCAUAUCAAAGACCGCCUCCUUUACCUCCUCCGGACAUAUCGGUUUCAAUAAAAUGUUGUUCUGGUCUUUAGUCACAUGCGAGAAAUCCCCGUAAAUUUCCACAGCUCGGUUCGCUCCCGGGGCCUGAAAAAUAGAUGAAAAAUAAUUGGUUAUUAAAGAACUCAUCUCGCUUCUGUCCGUGACCCAGGCUCCAUCAGGUGCUUUCAAUCCUGGUAUUCUGUUCAUUCUCUUGCGGUUUUUAACAGCAUUGUGGAAAAAUCGGGAAUUUAUAUCUCCCUCCUUGAGCCAGAACUCUUUAACCCUUUGUUUCCAUAAUAAGUUCUCCUUUUCCAGCAGGAUCUGGAGCACGGUUCGGACCCUCAGGAACUCACAUAUGCUUUUCAUGUCCUCUUUUCCCCUCAGCCACGAUAACCUCUUUUUGCAGUUUAGGAUUUGAUGCCUAAAGCCCAGUUUCCUGCCCUUGUCCCAACGUAGUAGUUGUUUACCGCAAAAGGCUAUAUGCUCGCUAAUACCCAUAUGGGCAACCGCCCCCCAACUGUUAGAAACUAUCGUCCGACAUUCUUCUUCUUUGACCCAAUUAUUUUCAAAUUUAAAUCUUCUCUUACCAUUGCCUUGGCUAGAAGUUUUGAACUUCACAAGGAGGGCGUACCCCUACCUCAGCUUGGGCAUCCAGAAAAGUGUCCCACCAAUCGUCGUUAACCAGUAUCUGAUCGAGUUUUUCCUCCACCCAGUAUGGCGUACCCCUACCUCUGUCCCAAGUCCACUGGUAUCCCGAGAAAGGAAGGUCUCUCAAUCCGCAGCUCUUGUCAGCCUCCCGAAAGCCCCGUAGCCUCCACGGCAGGUGAGGGAUGCGCCCCUUCUUUUCUUAUUCAUAUAGUAUAUCAUUGAAGUCCCCGGUCAUCAUCCACGGUCCAUUACCAUUCGACGCCAGCCCUUCCAUCAUGGCCCAUGCCUCCCGUCGCCCUCGGGUCUCCGGGAAACCAUAGUAACCAGUCAAACGCCAUGCCCCGCCACUGGUCUGCGUCCUGACUCUGCAAUCGAUGUAAUUCCUCUCGCCCUGUACAAUUUCGACUUCCAUAUCGUCCUUCUAGCCCAGUAAGAGACCCCCGCUCGUGCCAUCACUAUCAAUACCAAACGCUUCCGUGAAACCCUACCGUCGAAACAGGUCCUUCGCUCUGAGGCAUCGGACUUCGGUCUCCAUCAGGAAGACGAGAGAUGGCCUCGCUGUUUGCAGCAGGUCAACAAAGCAUUGGAUCGUUGCAGGGUUAUCAAGUCCUCUGCAAUUCCAACUGAGAAUACUCAUCCUCUUCAAGCCCCUAUCGUUCGUUGAGCCAGAGAAACACCACCGGACAGGCUGCGCCACCGAUAAACACUCCUAGCAAACCCUAGAGACGGCCGCUCGACUCGCGUGUGUAUACUAUGAACUCGUUUUAUAACACUAACUGGGUGAGAACCUUAAAG
Molecule: messenger RNA, 5728 nt
Organism: Cuscuta europaea
Lineage: Eukaryota; Viridiplantae; Streptophyta; Magnoliopsida; Solanales; Convolvulaceae
Source: the annotation of a GenBank genome assembly